Molecule: messenger RNA, 4971 nt
Organism: Larimichthys crocea (large yellow croaker)
Lineage: Eukaryota; Metazoa; Chordata; Actinopteri; Sciaenidae
Exons: 17
Coding region: 338-2869 (843 amino acids)
Biological process (GO): negative regulation of transcription by RNA polymerase II; DNA methylation-dependent constitutive heterochromatin formation
Cellular component (GO): nucleus
Molecular function (GO): methyl-CpG binding; zinc ion binding
Source: RefSeq, a predicted model, not a curated record
UGCUGGUUUUAGUGGCGUUCAGAGAAAAUGUGCAGCGACAUGGGAGAUUAAGCACACUGAGCAGUAACAGCAGUGGAGGACAGCUAACGUCAGGGUCGCUAACUGUUUGUUGACUGCGAAACAUUGUGGCUACAUCUCAGUGCUAGCAGUUAUGUCAUGAAAGACUGAGCAGCUGUCAAUCAUCCUGAUGGUCACCUGCUUUCUCAAGCCCUAGGUCAGACAGGCUUCGUACAGGGACAGUGUGAAAAAACACACACCACUUUAAAUGGGAUGCAAGAUCAACCGUAGCAGAUAUCUUAGUUAUCUACAGGCUUUUGUGGCUUGACCUGGUGAAUCAAUGAACGAAGAAGAACCCCCCGAGAGCCCAGUCCCUGGCACAGAACCGGUGGAGGAAGAAGAAGAAGAAGAUGAAAAUGAUUUGGAACAAAGCGCGGAGACGAAGAGCAGUGGAGCAGAAAACACCCCCGAGGCAGCACCGGCUCAGGAGCCCUUGGCACUCUUGGACAGAUUUGAUACAAACGAAAACCUCAGCCCGGAUCCAAUGCAAGAAAACCUUGAGGAGGACAAUGAGGACUCUAAGGCCAACAGUGGUGAGCCUCCCAUUGACUGGUUUGAGCCGCUCGAGGACGACGAUGAUGCCAACAGUGUUGGUAAAAAUGAUCCGGAGGAAGAAAGCCUGGCAGGAGAAAGUGAGAGGAGUGAGAGCAUGGCGGGCAGCGAGAAGGCCUUCAGAAAGAUCUAUCAGCUUCAAGUUCCCCGCCGUAAGCGGUCGCAUCCUGAUGAAGGAUGGAUUGAAUGGCCAAUGCUUGGAGAGGGUUGGAAACGCAAAGAAGUCGUUCGCCGUUCAGGUUCCAGCAUUGGACAGAAGGAUGUGUAUUAUUUAAGUCCACGGGGUGAUAGAGUGAGAAGCCGAGUAGAAUUAAUUUCAGUGUUGGAGGGAAUCCUUGACCUGUCACACUUUGAAUACAAGACUGGAAAGUUCUACGAUGGCGAAGCACAACCCAUAAGAGUCCGAAACAGAACAAAGAGAAAAGUCCGGGAGCGUUCUUCCUCAGAGUCCAGCUGGAUGGAGAGAGGAGAGGGGGCCGACACUCCGGACUCUUACCACAGGUCCACCCCCAAUCUGACACCCAAAAACCCCCACUUCAACCAGACAGGUUACUCCUCACAUAAUGCAAUGAUGACUGCAAACCACGGCUCUCGCAGUGAGGAUCCAGGGGACGAAGAUAAAAUAAGACUUCCUCUUCCGUCAUCGUCAUCCAAACCGCUCCCGCUCCCCUCCAUAAAUGGAGAAAUUGGAUCAGAGGACAGCACUCUGGUCUGUGCCAAAUGUGGCAUUUCCUUCACAGGCACAUGGUAUGACAAACAAAGGAAGAGGCCCUGCUGUCCCUCCUGUUGGGCAGCUUCAAAGACAAAAGAGCAUCCGAUGAUUCGUUUCCGAAAGUGGAUUCCCUGUGGACAGUGCGUGGGAUGCCACAACACAGUGAAUUGUGGACAGUGUGCCAACUGCAAGCAUGGACUGCAGAGCCCAGAGUCACGGAAACGCAUAUGCCGGAAACGUAAAUGUAUAUGUCCUAUACGGAAGGGCCCUGGAGGUGGAGGCUUAAUGCAGCAGAGACCUUAUAAUGACAUUCCAGAAACAUUUGAUGAUAGCAUGAGCUUCCAGAGUGAAGUGACAGACUCACAGCACCCGAGUCUCAAAAGCAGCGACACAGAGAACUUCUCGGUAAACGUGGACGUUGAUGACGAGGAUGAGAUGUCAACCGACGACGACGAUGACUGGCAUAAGAAGCGGAAACGACGGUCGUGUGGAGAAUGUAAAGCCUGCCUGUGCAGGAAAGACUGUGGCACGUGUGAUUUCUGUAUAGACAAGCCCAAGUUUGGAGGCAGCAACAAGAAAAGGCAAAAGUGUCGACUACGGCAGUGUCAGCGACAGGCGAUGAGACACUUGCUGCCUUUCCAGAUGGGACAAGGUGACUAUGGGCCAGAUGGCCAAGUCUUGCCGGGCAGACCUAGACCUCACUACACAUACAGUCGAAAGUCAAAUUUCAAGAAAAACAAAGGACCACAAUCUGCCUUGGACUUAACUGACAAUGAAGACGAUGACAGUAAUUUCCAAGCAAUGAAUUGGAGCUCUGAGCCUGCCGCUGGUAGCAAACAUUCCUACGAACUAAAUGUGAGAAACCACCAAUCAUCUAUGCAGCAGUUGAAUCAUUUGGAUUACGGACAGCAGAAUGGGCUGACUGACAGAGUCCCUAACCUCAGCAACCACAACUCUGAACUAGGUCACCUAAGCGGAUGGGAUGCAGAGAAAUCACACACAGGCCGAGAUGACCAAAUGCAUCUUGACGAAGAAGAUGAACAAGAUGAAGAAGAGGAAGAGGAGUUACCCAUGAUCACGCAGAUCUUCAGUUUGGCUGAUAACCCAGCUGCGAGUGGUGUGGACAUAGAAAACCAGCUAAUGAAGCUGCUACAGUCUUUGCGCUCGUCUGUACUGCCAAUCCUAUGGUAUGCCAUAAUAGUGGAGGGCCCGCAGCUGCAGCUCAUCCAGUGUUCUAAACAGUCCAACAUGACCGACACCAUGGUGCUGAUAGAUCCGGGCUUCUGCUACCAGGUCACCGUCCAAAAGCAGCCGCUGCUCCCCACCCACCCGCUGUACGACAAGUACCCAGGACGCUUAUCCUCAGUGACUGAAGUAGUUAAUCUUCUUUUGGGUCUGGAGAAAUAUGUCGUGUGUCAAGGACUCCACCCCAGAGAGCCGUUAUCUAGUAAAGACCCACUCAUAGUGGAGCGGGCAUCAACAUGUGAUUUCUUGGUUAAAAGGAAAGUGAGCAUCUGUACUAACUGCAGAGCACUGCAAGGACUUUAACGUCAGCAGCGACACAAGAUGCUCCGUGACCACAGUGGAGAACCACCGUUCUCUGGUGCAACUUUGUGUUAGUUUCUUCUUUUUGUUUCUGUUUUUAUAUUUGGUGAUAGUCCAUAUGACAUUUUACAGAUUUACCUCUGGAUUGUAAAAGAUUUGAAGAACCACCAAAGGCAUUCCGGGAGCUGUGACAUUUUAACCCACGCGUGUUUCUUCUCACAUGUCUUCUAUUAUGUUGUGUUAGGGCUUUUCUACGUGACUAUUAUGAAAUAUCAAAUUUUGGGGCAGUAUGAUAGAAAGAGCUGAAGUCCAUCAUCUCACUUGUGUGGUCUCUGUGCUGUUUGUAAGUUCACCCUUACUGCACUUUUGAUUGAUUGUUUAAUCCUAAAUUUUGUCUUACCGCCCAAAAAAUGAAAUUGAAAUUGAGUAUUAGGUUUCUUAUCUUUUAACCAGCAAUAUUGGACACCAUGUCAAUCAUGUUUUUAUGCUACCCAUGUAAUCUGUACAAUGUUGAAUGGCGUCAACCAGCAGAUUGAAUCUUUUUUGAACAAAAUAAAAACAAAUUAUUCAACCAAUUUAUUUAGCAACAACUGCGUCAUCAAAGGUUGGGAUAUUUUUCUGUAGAAUGCUGACACUAACAUAAGUAUUGACUACCAGUGUGUGUAGUUAAAGGAACUGAAAAAAGAGAUUCUGAUUUCAAUAGAUAGAUUAGUGUUUCUAAAAAUGCCUCCUCCUCCUCCUGAGGACCUUUGCUGUAAAACAAGUUGUGAAAAACAGCUACUCACUCCAGAUUUAUUUACCCACUUCUAUUAUUAGUAUUACCCCGCUUACCACGACACACCUAAAUCAUUAGACGAGAACACAAUUUGUUUUUAGAGUCACCCGUGUUACCGAAAAGCAUCAACUGAGAAGGGUACUAGAACAUGUUAAGGGCACUGAAUAUCCCAUCGAGCCUAGAGUGCAGUCACAGUGAUCCACAUGGCUCCAUGCCAGAGUUGGGAGAUAGUGUUGAGACAACAACUGUUGCUUUAACAGUUGCAGCUUUAUGUGAGAGGUCAAGAGAAAGCCACUUUUAAAAAAAACAAGACUUCUGAGGUCAGAAGACAUGUGGGAGACUGAAACUAAUGAUGGGCCUGUGGUCAGAUAGGCAUAAGAACAACAACUGUAUUGUCCUGGAGUCUAGACAUCAUCAGACAUAAGAUAUUUCUGACAUUUAUAGCAAGAACAAGUACCUCUAAAAAACAAAGAAGCACCUCUAUAUGACACUGACUCAACAGGAGUUUACGCUUAAGCAAUCAUUUAGUUUGUGUUACAUAUUUGUGAUCAUUUAGAUAAAAAAAAUUUUUUCAGGUUAUUAAGCUUAAUUACAUCCACUUUGACCAGUGUUUAAUUAACAAACAUCUAAAACAAAUCAUGACAUUUAUCUUUACCCUUAAGCUGCACCCCUCCAGACAAUAAUGUUCUUAGCACAAACCCAAAGAAGAUGUGAGUCUUUUCCACAGUCGUCAUCAUUUUUGGAAAGAGGGAACACGUUAUACUAAUAUAACAGCUCCACACUUUCUCAAUGUGUGCUUAUAGAAGUAUUUUCUUUAAAGCCUGCCCUUUCAUUUCUGUUCUUGGCUAACGUGAUGACUGACGUUUAAUAUUGUACUUUAAACCAUUUGAUUUUCAUUUAAGUUUUUACAGUAAUGCAGUUUUUCCCCUGUCCCCCCUCUCUAUCGGGAUAUUUAUGGAGUAAAUCACUGACUUUAACAAUGUGAAAGUUUACACAUAUAUCAGAUUUAUUUUGUUAUCUUGGUUCCAUGAAGUAAUGAAAUGUUUUUAGUUUAAAAAUAUUGUUCUCUAGCCUUUGAAUUAAAACAUAUUUAAAGAACUGAAACAGACGUUUUCCAUAUUUCCUGACUGUCGAUAUUUCCUGACCAACUUUUCUUGUUCACUUUCAUUUUAUAAACAUGAAACAUUUCCAAACAGUGAAAGCCUGAGAUUUUAUAUUGAGUUGAUAGCCCUCCAUAUUAUCUUCUACUUCAUGUGUAUGUCCAUUUAAUCCCUGUUUGUUGGGGGUGUGUGAUGUGAUGGGACUACAGUAAACUGAGCCACAUACUGUU